AUGGACCUCUCUUUACACCACUUCUUUCUGGAAGUCUUCUCUGAUUUCGCAGAAGCCCCAGAGUCAGAUCCAAGUCGAGCAGAUGUAGAGAAUAUCACGACUUGGAAGAAUCAGGGAACAAUGCUGUCGACAUCUGAAGGGUUUGAAUAUACUCCCAGGGGAGGACUGAAGCCCAGGUUGGUGACUGAUGCAGUCGUUUCUCCCGCUCAAUUGAGUGCGAGUCCAACUGAAUUAUAUGAUGUGAUUAUUGUGGGAGCAGGCUACGCUGGGCUUAUUGCCGCAAGAGAUCUGACCGCGAGAGGACGGAAGGUUCUCCUCAUCGAGGCGCGAGAUCGCAUCGGUGGGCGGACAUGGUCAUGUCGGGCUGGCAGUGGCGAUAUAUUCGAUAUGGGAGGCACAUAUAUCCACUGGACUCAACCACAUGUUUGGACCGAGAUCGUGCGAUACGGAUUGAAAGAGACGAUCAAAGAUUGCGUGGAACCAUUUGAGAGAUCCGUACCUCCUUCGAUGAUCUUGAAUGGCGAAGGAAAGAAUCGUCCCGCGGCUGAAUUGGACGCGUGGUUAGGCAAGGCCAUGUCCACGUUUUACAACCCAGAUGGCAUCAGAUCCACAGAUGCAGUACCAUAUCCACACAGCCCACUAUACAACCAAGCCUGCGCCGCAAAACACGAUGGAAUGUCCGCCCGAGACCGCUUCGAACAGCUGAGAGGCAUCCUGAACGAAGACGAACUGGGCAUCAACAAAGCUUACACACUGAUCAUGAGCGGUCCACCACUCGAAUCGGCCAGCUAUUUCGACCUCCUUCAACGCUGGGUCCUUGGUGGCGCAACACCAGACCAAUACGCCGAGCGCAUGACGCGGUUCAAACUGAAAGGCGGACAGACGGAACUCACCCGACGUAUCUUCAACGACAUUCUCGCCACGGGGAAUUGCUCAUACACAUUCUCCACUCCGAUUCAAGCAAUCGACCAUUCUGGCCUCGAAAAGGUAUCUGUCAUGACCGUCGACGGACGAUGCUUCCGUGCUCGCAAAGCCAUCUGCACCAUCCCAUUGGCUGUUCUGAAGAGUAUACGCUUCACACCUAGCCUUCCGCCAUUAAAAGCCGAAGCCAUCGCGGAAGGCCGAGGGAAUUUCACACGCAAGUUCCAUGCACUAGCUGAAGGGAGGCAGUGGCGUUCAUGGUCCUGUGUUAGGUACAACAGCAGUAACAAUAACGGUGGAGAAGCAGUUAUGGCGAGUGGCGAUUCCCAGUCUGCGUCAGGCGAAGAUACCAACCUCGUCGUCUUUUCUGCGGGAGAUUCGUUGAAACCUCAUUUCUCGCCACGGGAACAGUUGGAGACUCUUCAGUCUCUAGAUGCUCAUUUGAAGGUGAAAAGAUUGAUAUUCACCGACUACAACGAUGACCCCUAUGCCGGCGGUAGCUGGUGCGUCUUCCAGCCGGGAUACAUGACGAAAUAUCUGGGUGCACUGCAAUCGAGCGUGGGGAAUUUGAAAUUUGCCAGCGGAGAUAUCGCUGAUGGUUGGCGAGGAUUCAUUGAUGGCGCGAUUGAAUCGGCCACUUUGGUCGCGAGAGAAGUGGAGGGGGAAUUAUUAGGUCUGAUUCCUGUUCCUCCGCCUGUACCUACGUCUGGCAUUGGGGUUGCGAAUGAAGCUCAUCUUUGA
This is a messenger RNA of Rhinocladiella mackenziei CBS 650.93, 1662 nucleotides long. RefSeq lists its product as uncharacterized. Gene Ontology annotation, molecular function: oxidoreductase activity. Bases 1 to 1662 code for a protein of 553 amino acids. The transcript is spliced from 4 exons. NCBI's taxonomy places the organism in Eukaryota, Fungi, Ascomycota, Eurotiomycetes, Chaetothyriales, Herpotrichiellaceae. The record is from RefSeq and is a predicted model, not a curated record.